Messenger RNA from Ambispora leptoticha, 207 nucleotides. The record is from the annotation of a GenBank genome assembly. Lineage: Eukaryota; Fungi; Glomeromycota; Glomeromycetes; Archaeosporales; Ambisporaceae.
AUGGCAUAUAUACCAUUUUCGAUAGAACGUAUAAGACGGAAACUUGUCAUUGUUGGUGACUCUGGUGUUGGAAAAACUUCGUUGGUCAUGCGAUAUGCUACUGGCAAAGCACCUUCACAUCAUAAACCAUUCAUCUAUGAGGACUAUUUUGUAACUGAAAUGAUGGGUGAUAAAGCUGUAGAGUUACGGGUGGUUGAUACAGCGUAU